Rotaria sp. Silwood2 is the source of this 564-nucleotide messenger RNA. The record is from the annotation of a GenBank genome assembly. NCBI's taxonomy places the organism in Eukaryota, Metazoa, Rotifera, Eurotatoria, Philodinida, Philodinidae.
AUGAAACUAUUGAUCCUCGCUCACUUUUGUAUCUAUUUAAUACCAUUAGCUGUUUGUGUCGUUGAAUUUCUUGUUGGUUGGACUCAGAUAAAAGACCCUAUUAGAGAUAGUUGUGAAGUAUUUUAUACGACUAUCUACGUUCAAAUAUUUAAUACAAUUUUCGCGUAUGCAUUACCAAUGUUCUUUAACAUGCUGAUGAUUUAUGCUAGUGUUCAUCAUGUUCAUUUAACAUCAGUUUUACCAUGGACACAACAUCAUGUUUCAGCUCGUGAAAAAUAUCAUCGUUCAUUAGUCAUUCAAUUUUUUUGUUUUUAUUUUAUUUGGGGUGUACUUUGGUCACCAUAUGUUAUUAUUUUUCAAGUAUCAUUUCGUCAGCAGAAUGUGAUGAAUGUCGUUACGCUACUUAGUCUUGCGGAAACAGCGUGUGAUCCAAUAAUUGUUGCAGCAUUAGAUGUUCGUUUUUGGCAUCAAUGGCCAAAACUCGGAGUUCAUCUAAAAGAUACUAUAUUCGUCAAUCGACGCAACCGUAGACGAAUUCAACCUGAAAUAGUGAAUCUCAAUUGA